UAUAGAGUAUAGAGUUUAGCACAGUAUAGAUUAUAGAAUAGUUGCAGUUGGAGGUAGCAUGGUUGUAGUUGUUGCCUGAGUCGUUGAGAUUUUUAUUUAUUUAUAAUUUUAAUUAGAUUUUUAUUCAACAAUUAUUGUGGCAAUUAUUGUUUCGAAAAUACAAUAAUUCAAUAAUUUUCGGUACAUUUUUUGUAGCUGUUUUAAAAUAUUUAUUCUACAGAAUAAAUUAUAUAAAUAAUAUAUUAUUGUCAUAAACAUAAUGGACGGAAAAAACAAAUUUGUAAGCCCUUUCUACCGACCCUGGAUGACAACGUAUGGAGCUGCUGCACCAGCUGGUGGAUCCAACAAGGGUCUGAAGGGCAUUGUUGCUGGUGGAAUAACUGGAGGUAUAGAAAUAUGUAUUACUUAUCCAACAGAAUAUGUAAAAACACAAAUUCAACUCGAUGAAAAAGCUGGUGCUAGAAAAUAUAAUGGUAUAAUGGAUUGUGUUAAAAAGACUGUGAAAAGUCAUGGUAUAUUUGGUCUAUAUCGUGGGCUUAGUGUGUUACUUUAUGGAUCUAUUCCAAAAUCAGCUGUUAGGUUUGGUGCAUUUGAAGCUCUUAGCACUCAAUUUGGAGGCAGUGGAGAAUUAACAGCUACUCAAAGAGUGUUGUGUGGUCUUGGUGCAGGCGUGUCUGAAGCCAUACUUGCAGUCACUCCCAUGGAAACCGUGAAAGUGAAAUUCAUUAAUGAUCAACGACUAGAAAAACCUAGGUUCAAAGGUUUUUUCCACGGGACUAGUAUUAUUAUCAGAGAGCAAGGUAUUAGUGGUGUUUAUCAAGGAUUAAUGCCAACUAUAUUGAAACAAGGUACUAACCAAGCAAUCAGAUUUUAUGUAAUGGGUGCAUUAAAAAAUCUUUACAAGGGAGAUGAUCCUAACAAACCAGUACCUAAACUAUUAGUUGGAGUUUUUGGUAUGGCAGCGGGUGCUGCCAGUGUUUACGGUAAUACACCAUUGGACGUAGUUAAAACACGUAUGCAAGGACUAGAAGCACAUAAGUACAAAAGCACAGUUGACUGCAUGCUUCAAAUAUGGAAAAAAGAAGGACCUACAGCAUUUUACAAAGGAACUGUACCUCGGCUUAGCAGAGUGUGUUUGGAUGUUGGUAUAACUUUCAUGAUUUAUGAUUCAUUCAUGGAUCUCUUCAAAAAAGUAUGGCCUUGAGUUACCUAAUAAAAAAAAAAA
Messenger RNA from Rhopalosiphum maidis (corn leaf aphid), 1225 nucleotides. RefSeq names its product tricarboxylate transport protein, mitochondrial (gene sea). The transcript has 5 exons. The coding region runs from base 260 to 1204 and encodes 314 amino acids. Gene Ontology annotation, biological process: mitochondrial citrate transmembrane transport. Lineage: Eukaryota; Metazoa; Arthropoda; Insecta; Hemiptera; Aphididae. The record is from RefSeq and is a predicted model, not a curated record.